AUGGCCGACAUCAAGACCGGCAUCUUCGCCAAGAACGUGCAGAAGCGGCUCAACCGCGCGCAGGAAAAGGUCCUCCAGAAGCUGGGGAAAGCUGAUGAAACAAAAGAUGAACAGUUUGAAGAAUAUGUCCAGAACUUCAAACGACAAGAGGCAGAGGGUACCAGACUUCAGCGGGAACUCCGAGGAUAUUUAGCAGCAAUCAAAGGCAUGCAGGAAGCCUCAAUGAAGCUCACUGAGUCACUUCAUGAAGUCUAUGAGCCGGACUGGUAUGGGAGGGAAGAUGUGAAGAUGGUUGGUGAGAAAUGUGAUGUGCUGUGGGAAGACUUCCAUCAAAAACUAGUGGAUGGGUCCUUGCUGACACUGGACACCUACCUGGGCCAAUUUCCUGACAUAAAGAAUCGCAUCGCUAAGCGCAGCAGGAAGCUCGUGGAUUACGACAGUGCUCGCCAUCACUUGGAGGCUCUGCAGAGUUCCAAAAGGAAAGAUGAAAGUCGGAUCUCUAAGGCAGAAGAGGAGUUUCAGAAAGCUCAGAAAGUGUUUGAAGAGUUCAAUGUUGACUUACAAGAAGAAUUACCAUCGUUAUGGUCAAGACGAGUUGGCUUUUAUGUCAAUACUUUCAAAAAUGUCUCCAGCCUCGAGGCCAAGUUUCACAAGGAAAUUGCAGUGCUUUGCCACAAGCUCUAUGAAGUGAUGACGAAACUUGGUGAUCAGCAUGCUGACAAGGCCUUCAGCAUUCAAGGAGCUCCCAGUGAUUCCGGUCCUCUUCGCAUUGCAAAGACACCAUCACCCCCAGAGGAGCCUUCACCCUUGCCCAGCCCAACAGCCAGUCCCAACCAUACACUAGCACCUGCGUCUCCUGCCCCAGUGCGACCCAGGUCACCUUCACAGACAAGGAAAGGGCCUCCUGUUCCACCUCUGCCUAAAGUCACCCCAACUAAAGAACUGAAGCAGGAGAACAUCAUCAAUUUCUUUGAAGACAACUUUGUUCCAGAAAUCAAUGUGACAACACCUUCCCAGAAUGAAGUCCUGGAGGUGAAGAAGGAGGAGACUUUGCUGGAUCUGGACUUUGACCCUUUCAAGCCUGACGUGGCUCCUGCAGGUUCUGCUACGGCCACCCACUCUCCCAUGUCUCAGACAUUGCCCUGGGACUUAUGGACGACAAGUACUGAUUUGGUACAACCGGCUUCUGGAGGUUCAUUUAAUGGCUUUACACAGCCCCAGGACACUUCAUUAUUCACCAUGCAGGCAGAUCAGAAUAUGGUAGGUGGCUUGGCUGAAACUGAACAGCCUCUAUCCAUGGAGCCCCAAGCAGAGGAGCCUCCUGUCACUGCUGCUGCACCUGUUUCAGGGCUAGACCUUGGACUGGAGAUGGAGGAGCCAAAGGAAGAUGUAGUGAUCCCUCCUGGAACCGAUGCUGAUGAGACUGUGGGAACUACAGUGCCAACUGCUGGGGUCCCAGUGGAAGAAGCAGAGGCAGAGAAGGCAGCCCUCCCUGCUGCAGAAGCAGACAGCAUGGAGGGGACCAAAAUCGAUGCUGAAAGCACUGAGGUUAAAAGCAGUGAAAGUCCUCCACCAGCAGAAACUGAAGCAGCUGCCACUCAGGAGAAGGUUAUCCCUUCUGUUGUUAUCGAGCCAGCCUCCAACCAUGAAGGGGAAGGAGAGCACCAUGAAACCACUGUGGGUCCCGAAACAAGAGAGGCCUCUGAGGUUGUGGCUCCCCGAGGCCAGGCUGGUGAGAUGCCAACACUGGCCGCAGAGGCCACGCCUCUGGAUUCUCAGGCAGCUUCACCUGCAGCAGCAGGUGCUGUGGAUUCCUCCUUGUCUGCAGAGGAUGCCGCUCAGGAAAUGCCUCCUGGCUUUCUCUACAAGGUGGAAACCCUGCAUGAUUUUGAGGCAGCGAAUUCUGAUGAACUUAACCUGCAAAGGGGUGAUGUGGUGCUCGUGGUCCCCUCAGACUCAGAAGCUGACCAGGAUGCAGGCUGGUUGGUGGGGGUGAAGGAGUCAGACUGGCUUCAGUACAGAGACCUGGCCACUUACAAAGGCCUAUUUCCAGAGAACUUCACCCGGCGUCUGGAGUAG
This is a messenger RNA of Cricetulus griseus (Chinese hamster), 2079 nucleotides long. Lineage: Eukaryota; Metazoa; Chordata; Mammalia; Rodentia; Cricetidae. The record is from RefSeq and is a predicted model, not a curated record.